UAUUGGGGGAAAAUGCCGAAUUUGGUUGGAUUAAAAAAUUAUGAAGAGGGAGCUUAUGAAGAAUUAGUUGGAAAUAAAAUAAAAAGUUCUGCAGAUUUGGAUGUUUAUUUGGAAAGAAAAUUGUUAGAAAAUGUUGCUAAACUUGCACUUUAUUUUGAAGUUUAA
Meloidogyne enterolobii is the source of this 165-nucleotide messenger RNA. The record is from the annotation of a GenBank genome assembly. Lineage: Eukaryota; Metazoa; Nematoda; Chromadorea; Rhabditida; Meloidogynidae.